This is a messenger RNA of Arabidopsis lyrata subsp. lyrata, 2292 nucleotides long. RefSeq lists its product as uncharacterized. The record is from RefSeq and is a predicted model, not a curated record. The coding region runs from base 866 to 2011 and encodes 381 amino acids. The transcript is spliced from 2 exons. Lineage: Eukaryota; Viridiplantae; Streptophyta; Magnoliopsida; Brassicales; Brassicaceae.
AAAAGACUUAAAUAAAAGUCAACCAUUUGAAUUGAAGAGAAUGGAUGAGAGUUUGGUGUUGUUGACAUAUGAGUUUCGACUUGCUCAUAAGUUGAGGAGUGAGGACUAUCCAAUAUUGAAUUGAGAGCUUCUCUCUUUUCUGCUCAUGUUUUAUCUUCUGCUCUUGCAUUGAAUUGAUGUAAACUCUGUUUCAUUUGAAAAUAAUAAUGUCAUCUUUCUUACACAAAAAAAAAAAAGGGUCUAAUAAAAAAGUGGACUUUGACUCAAGGAAUGUGAAAAACAAAAAGCAAAAUUCGCCGGAAAUAACAAAAGAAAAGCACACAGCUUUUGGUCCUAAUUCUUCUUGGCUACUCAAUGAACAUCCAUUGGAUUGAGCCGCUAGUGAGAUUUUAGUGUUUUUUUCCUUGUAGGGAUUUAAAAGUCUGGUCUUGUAAGAUUCUUGUUGCUUCUCUGCCGCAACGAGACACUGCCUUUUGCUAUUCCUUAUGUCAAUUUCUUGAAGGUUUGAGUUACUUGACUUGUGAAAACUUUUAAUUUGGGAGAUGAUGCUCUUUGCUUGAACCGGUACUAAGAAUACUUGACUGCUGAAUUUUUUUUGGUUUGAGUGAUGAUGCAAAAGGUGUGGACAGAAUCUUCAUGAUGCAGAGUGGUAUCAUGAUAUACAGAGAGGCGAAGACUUUGUUUAUACUAUUUUAUAGACACUUGAUGAGAGCUGACAUUAGGGUAGGCCAAGAUCUUUAUGGAGAUCAAGUCAAGUUUCCUUGAAGUUUCCUAAGUCACCUUGUCAGUUGCUCUUCUACAGAGUUGUUUAGUCUAUAAUAUAGGAUCAAGUUUCUCUCCAAGUCCCAAACUCGAUUUAGUGAAAAUGUACAUCACAAGGCGUUUGUCAGAGUAUCGGAGGAAUCCAGCAGAGCUAACACAGCCUCCUCCUGAGGGUCCCAACUCUGGAAUUUUGGUAAUCCAAGACCAAGACUCACAGACACGGGUUACAUGUUGCUUCAGCUCGUGGUUGGUGGUGGAUUCUUCUCUAAGUGGUUUGCCAUUGCCGCAAAAUCUUAAGCUAGCAGUCACAUUCAAUAUCGGAGGAGAUGACAGUACUCGUGACCCAGUUGUGUUCAUUCCUGUUCUUGAUAAGCCUCUAUCUUCAAACUGUUAUUACGCUAUUAAACGACAUGGGAAACAUUCAGGAGAAGCGUCUGGUAGUGCCAAGGAGGAAGAUAAAGUCUCCUGCUGCUUUUGUAUUAGGCAAGUUGCUGAAGCUAAACCAAAACAGCUAGAUCCUUUUGACAUAUACCAACAAUUUGAGAUCCAUCAAAAGAAGCCAUCCUCGCGUUGUUACUACGCAACAUCUGUCGCUCCUGACGGGGUCCCACCAUGGUUUCUCAAGAGAAAGGAGUGGACGGUUGAAUGCUUGAGGUCCCAAGACUUUGAACUGAGAGAUGAUGCAAAAGGACUCAACACAGAGCUUCGUGCCAAGCUUCCCGGUCUUGGUAUGAGCACAGUGGUUGGGAAGUGGUAUGUCCCUUUCAUAUUCGUGAAAGAAAGAGACGCAAAGGAUCAGGUCAAGAAUUCGGUGUAUUACAGCAUGACUCUCGAACAAAAUUGGAAAGAGGUUUUCUCUUAUGAGAACGAUAAAAGCGAAAACCGUGAUGUUGUAGUUGAUGUAGAAAUAGAAACAGAAGUUGUUAAGCUUGAGGGACAAGAGAUUGCAAGAGGUGUUGAAGCAAAUGGGUUUGUCUGGUUUGGGGUUGGAGAAAAAAAGAUCGGUUUAGGAUCGGUUGUUGUUGAGAGGAUGAAAUGGGAAGAAGAGAGAUUCGGGUGGACAUGCAAAGGCGACAAGGAGCGAUCAAUGACAGUUAAGAGAUUGGAGAAAUCAGCAGAUGGUAGCCUUUGGAAGCGUUAUCAUUGUUAUGUUCUGAUAGAGAGCUUUGUCUUGAAGAGAAUGGAUAAGAGUUUGGUCUUAACAUAUGAGUUUACACAUGUAGAUAAGCUCAAAACCAAAUGGGAUUAAGCUUAUCACGCAACGAAUCUGCAAAAGCUUUCUCAAUCUCGAUGACAUGAAUCCAUUGGUCAGUGUGAUUUAUCUAUAGCCAAUUUUAAAUUCGGUUUUUCUGUGUAUUCUGUUUUGAUAAUAUCUUCAACCUUUUUGGGUGAAGAAAGAAUAAAAUAUUGAGUUUGUUUGUCUUCUUACUUGUUAGUACUCAUCCACAGGAGAUUCUGACAAAUGUUUAAGUCAAACUUCAGAUUAUAUUUAUAAACAAUAGCUUAGUAAACUUCCUUGCACGUUCUUAU